AUGUGUUGCAUUAAAACAGACGUAAUAUUAAAAUCCUCUGUGGUAUUUCUUCAUUCAGAUGAGCUCGCUGUGAUUUGCCAAUGUGAAAUCAAAUCUAAUCUAAAGAAGAAGUUUCAAUGUGUAUUUGAGGGGAUCGCUAAACAAGGAAACCCAACACUUCUCAAUAAGAUCUACACAGAGCUCUACAUCACAGAGGGUGGAACAGGAGAGGUCAAUAAUGAACAUGAGCUGAGACAGAUUGAGACAACAACCAGGAAACAAGCAAGACCAGAGACUGCAAUCAAAUGUAACGACAUCUUCAAACCCUUAACUGGACAAGACAAACCUAUCAGAACUGUGCUGACAAAGGGAGUCGCUGGCAUUGGAAAAACAGUCUCUGUGCAGAAGUUCAUUCUGGACUGGGCUGAAGGAAAAGCAAAUCAGGAUGUCCAAUUUGUAUUUUCAUUCCCUUUCCGGGAGCUGAAUUUGAUGAAAGAGGACAAACACACUUUCAUUGAACUUCUCAAUCACUUCUCAAUUGAAACCAAACAAUCAGGAAUCUCCAUCUAUGACAAGUACAAAGUUCUGUUCAUCUUUGAUGGUCUGGAUGAGUGCCGACUGCCCCUAGACUUCCAGAAGAACAAGAUCUGUUGGGACGUCACAGAGUCAACCUCAGUGGAUGUUCUGCUGACAAAUCUCAUCAAGGGAAAUCUGCUUCCCUCUGCUCUCGUCUGGAUAACUACCCGACCUGCAGCAGCCAAUAAGAUCCCUUCAGUGUGUGUUGACCAGGUGACAGAGGUACGAGGGUUCAAUGACCCACAGAAGGAGGAGUACUUCAGGAAGAGAUUCAGUGAUGAGGACCUGGCCAGCAGAAUCAUCUCACACAUAAAGACAUCAAGGAGCCUCCACAUCAUGUGCCACAUUCCAGUCUUCUGUUGGAUUUCUGCAACAGUCCUUGAACACAUGCUGAAACAUAAGAGAGAAGAGAUGCCCAAGACUCUGACUGAGAUGUACACACACCUUGUGGAGUUUCAUACCAAACAGAAGAAUAACAAGUAUCUUGGGAAAGAAGAGACAGGUCCACACUGGAAUAAAGAGAGCAUUCUGUCCCUGGGAAAACUGGCUUUUCAACAGCUUGUGAAGGGCAAUCUGAUUUUCUAUGAAGAAGACCUGAAAGAGUCUGGCAUUGAUGUUAAUGAAGCCUCAGUGUACUCAGGAUUGUGCACACAGCUCUUUAAAGAGGAAUGUGGGCUGUACCAGGACAAGGUGUACUGCUUUGUUCAUCUGAGCAUUCAGGAGUUUCUGGCUGCUGUAUAUGUGUUCCUCUCAUUCAUCAACAACAAUGAGAAUCUACUGGACAAACUGCAAACAAAAGACGAGCCUGAAGUUGCUUUCUACAAGAGUGCUGUGGAUAAAGCCUUACAAAGUGAGACGGGAAACCUGGACCUUUUCCUCCGCUUCCUGCUGGGACUCUCACUGGAGUCCAAUCAGAAGCACUUACGAGGUCUACUGACAAAGACAAGAACCAGCUCACAGACCCAUGAAGAAACAGUCAAGUACAUCAAGGAGAAGAUCAGGGAGAAUCUCUCUCCAGAGAGGAGCAUCAAUCUGUUCCACUGUCUGAAUGAACUGAAUGACCAUUCUCUAGUGGAAGAGAUCCAAUUCUACCUGAGCUCAGGAAGUCUCUCAAAACCCAACCUGUCACCUGCACAGUGGUCAGCUCUAGUCUUCGUGUUGCUGACUUCAGAAAAGGAGCUGGAUGUGUUUGACCUGAAGAAAUACUCCAGAUCAGAGGAAGGUCUUCUGAGGCUGCUGCCAGUGGUCAAAGCCUCCAGAGCUGUUCUUGUGGAACAUGGUGGAGAGAACAGAAUGAAACCUGGACUUAGAAAAUAUGUCUGUGAUCUCACACUGGACCCAAACACAGUAAACAGACACCUCUCUCUGUCUGAGGAGAACAGAAAGGUGACAUGGAGGAGAGAGGAGCAGCCGUAUCCUGGUCACCCAGAGAGAUUUGAGGACUGUGGACAGGUGCUGUGUAGAGAGGGUCUGACUGGGCGCUGUUACUGGGAGGUAGAGUUGAGUGGGGGGGCUGUUUUAGGAGUGACAUAUAAAGGAAUCAACAGGAGAGGAGGGGUUAAGAACUGUUGUCUUGGAUACAAUGACAAGUCCUGGAGUCUGUUCUGCUAUGACAACAGUUACUCUGCCUGGCACAAUAAUAAUCCCACUACCAUAGACGUCCCCUCCUCCAGCCCCCACAGAGUAGGAGUGUAUCUGGACUGGCCAGCCGGCACUCUGUCCUUCUAUAGAGCCUCCUCUGACACACUGACCCACCUGAUCACAUUCACCUCCAAAUUCACUGAGCCCCUCUAUCCAGGGUUUAGGAUUGAUUAUGACUCCUCAGUGUCCCUGUGUCAGUUAAAACAUUUUUUGAAUAAUUAAAUAAUGAAAUAAUAACACAAACACACUGGACACACACUGGAUACACACAC
Molecule: messenger RNA, 2468 nt
Organism: Oncorhynchus masou masou (cherry salmon)
Lineage: Eukaryota; Metazoa; Chordata; Actinopteri; Salmoniformes; Salmonidae
Product: NLR family CARD domain-containing protein 3-like
Exons: 4
Coding region: 1-2418 (805 amino acids)
Biological process (GO): intracellular signal transduction
Molecular function (GO): protein binding
Source: RefSeq, a predicted model, not a curated record